AUGUCGUUCCAACCACCUACUUCCAAAUGCACUGCUUCCAUCCCUGGUCUUGGAACAGUGGAAGGUCUCCAAUUCGCCAAUGGCGUACAACAAUUCAGCGGCAUUCCAUAUGCCCAUCUUCCAAAGCGAUGGACAAGAUCAAUUCUCAAGUCAGCAUGGGACAAUGGUUACCACGAUGGCACCAAGCUAGGGAAUAAUUGCCCAAGCCCUAUAACCGAAGGCGAUGAUGCCGACGAUCUAGUCCCAGUCCCACCGGCAGCACACUUCCAGGCUUCGCAGAUCGUGGACGAACUAUCCGGUCUAGUCAUGAACAUCGUGAUUCCACACGCACCGAGACGAAACGAUAACCCGCUUCCUGUAAUGGUCUACAUUCACGGCGGAUCACUAUUAUACGGCGGUGCCAAUCUACCCAUCUUUGACGCAGUCAACGUCGUCUCGCACAGUAUCACCAUAGGAUCACCGAUCAUCUGUAUCAACUUCAAUUACCGCGUGGGCAUUGGCGGUUUCCUCGCCGGCAAGGCAAUAGCCCAAGAACUGAACCAGGAUGGCCAUGCAGGGAGUGGAAAUUUCGGGUUCACCGACCAGCAAGUCGCAUUCGACUGGGUGCAAGCCUAUAUCGGGUUCUUGGGGGGCGAUAAACAGAAUGUCACCGCAGUGGGAGAAUCAGCCGGCGGAAUCUCAAUCAGUAACCAGCUAGUGGCUGCGACACCACCGGUCUUUCACCGGGCUGUGUGCAUGUCUGGGCUUUCGUCUGCUAUUCCCGCAUUCACGAUGGAACAGCAUGAUCGUUUCUUCGGGGAUGUUUGCCGCUAUUUCCAGAUUGAUCCUGCCGGUCCAGACGCGCUGGACAGACUUCGUGAUAUCCCGCAACAGGAACUUGCAAAUGCAACGCCAGCUAUUCAAGGCGUGCCAUCUGGAACAGGCAAUCCUUGCAUGGAUGAAUGGUUUUAUCGUCCGGGUAUUGACCCGCGGCAGAUCCAUGCGCCGCCGUCUUGGUUGAAGGGGUACAUGAUUGGAGAUACAUACCAUGAAGGCGUGAUUUUCCACAUCAAUCUUCUUCAGGAGAGUUAUGCAUCUAUACGGCAUAUCUUGAAGACGCAUAUUAAGUCCAGUUCGCACGCUGAUGAGAUCCUAUCUGCGUAUGGUAUCACCGAGGAUCUAGUGCAUGAAGCACUUCUCGAACGCGUAGAGCAUAUGUGCGGUGAUGCAAUUUUCAAAAUUCCUAACUUCGUGAUGAUGCAGGAAUGCAUGCGCCAAAAGAUCGUGGAGAACAAUCUAUUCCUCUACCAUUUCGAUCAGCGAUCUCGGAUUAAGAACGUUUUUGAGGGCACGGCGUAUCAUGCCCAUGAACUGCUUUAUCUUUUUGGGAAUUUGGAUAAUGAGAUGAACGAGGAUGAGAAGACCAUGGCGAGGGAGUUUGCAUCUGCUUGGAUUCGGUUUGUUAAUGGCGCUGCGCCUUGGACGGCUGAGGGUGGGCGCAAAUGGAUGGUUUGGGGGCCUGACAGUCAGAUGGGCGUCAAGAGCGAGGCCGAUGAUGAAGCUGUCAGAGACUAUCAGAGGAUAGAGAUGGUGUUGCGGCUUGGGGAUGGUAAGGCUUGGAUGCAGUGGGUUGCUGCUAUCGAUGCGCUUGUCAAUAGACGGAAGUUCUGA
Penicillium nucicola is the source of this 1650-nucleotide messenger RNA. RefSeq lists its product as uncharacterized. The record is from RefSeq and is a predicted model, not a curated record. The transcript is spliced from 2 exons. Bases 1 to 1650 code for a protein of 549 amino acids. NCBI's taxonomy places the organism in Eukaryota, Fungi, Ascomycota, Eurotiomycetes, Eurotiales, Aspergillaceae.